AUGGAUCCGAUCAACGUGAACCUACCCGUCGAGCUUCUAGACCAUAUCAUACGAUUCACGAUACCAGAUUCGGAUUACCUAGCGUACUCUGCGUCACAUCCUACGACUAAGACAUUGCUGGCGCUAUGUAUGGUCUCGAAAGCCACUAACCGUAGUGCAAAAGCCUUGCUUUAUACUCACUGUCUUUACAUCGACGAGCCAUGGCGUCUAGAUCUCCUACUCACGAGAUCUUUUUGUCAACCGGACUUCCAGACCUCAGCCACUCACAUCAAGAACUUGUACCUUUCGCCAUUCUCCAGAGAUACAAUUCGUGAGCCAAAAGUCGUUACCCAGGUUGCAGAACUCUUCACUCUCCUCAGUCCGAGCCUCAAGCGACUAAUCAUCAACAUGCCGCUGCGGUCCCACUAUCCUGAGGAAGAUACUGUCGACAAGUUGCGACCCAUUCUUCGUAGCGGCUUCGAACAGCUAGUGCACCUCGAAGAAUUUUGCAGCAUAGAGGACGAAUUGUAUCUUGCGUAUUGGGAUCCGACAUUCUCCCAACAAGUCCAUCUCAAUGAGGUUAAUGACUUUAUGUUUGAAAGAUGGACAAAACUGAGCCGCCUUGCACUCUAUAAUCAAAUGCUUGACCCAGCUUUCUCGGCAGUACUCGCACGUAUGCCAAAUUUGGAGAAGGUCGUCUUGUCUGAACCGGACUACGAAGGAGAUGAGAUUUCAUGGGCGAGUGACAUGGCCCACCUGUUCGGUGACCGCAUCCGAUUCACGGUUGUCAACGCCACAGACAGGGCUCCCGAGGCUGGAAUUCGAAGCAUGAAAUGUACGAUCGAGUCUUCAAGAGCGCAAUCUGAUACGUGGAAGUACAAUGUUUUUACGAGCGACGACCUCGAUGAAAUCCCUGCCGUACAGAACUGGUCGCUACAAUGCGCGCUUGAUGGAAGCUUAUGGUCUUUGCCUGACGACUUGGACACCCAUUGA
Messenger RNA from Aureobasidium melanogenum CBS 110374, 972 nucleotides. RefSeq lists its product as uncharacterized. The record is from RefSeq and is a predicted model, not a curated record. The transcript has a single exon. NCBI's taxonomy places the organism in Eukaryota, Fungi, Ascomycota, Dothideomycetes, Dothideales, Saccotheciaceae. The coding region runs from base 1 to 972 and encodes 323 amino acids.